Messenger RNA from Musa acuminata subsp. malaccensis (wild Malaysian banana), 1517 nucleotides. RefSeq names its product AT-hook motif nuclear-localized protein 20. Gene Ontology annotation, molecular function: DNA-binding transcription factor activity; minor groove of adenine-thymine-rich DNA binding. The record is from RefSeq and is a predicted model, not a curated record. Gene Ontology annotation, cellular component: nucleus. Lineage: Eukaryota; Viridiplantae; Streptophyta; Magnoliopsida; Zingiberales; Musaceae.
ACUGUAGAUGUAAAUAAGAUUGCAGAUGACAAAUCUGAGCUUGACAUAUGGUCCUACUACAUUGGAAACUCUAAUUUUCAUCUCUCUCUUUCUCUCUCUACUGCGUCACCUAUUUCAGUACCAAACCAAUCACUGCUUACACCUAAAGAAGCAAUGGAUUAGAAAAGUCUUCCCUCUUAUAUCAAUCAGGUCAUGCCCAUCUGCUUGCAUUCCUAAGUUUGAACAAAGAGGAUGGAAGAGAAUGCAUCUUCUACCCUAAACAUUAUAAUAAACAUAUUCCUCAGCUCUUUAUCUCUCCAUCGUGGACCAGUGCACAUCAUAUCUCCUCUUUCCUUCCGCCUUCCCCUGCUCUCCUCCCUCAUCCCUCUUCCCUCUUCAAUCCUUCUCUGUUUUGGAGAUUGCAGCAACUGAGUGCGAGCAGAAGAAGAGGAACAAAGCUCUGUAAGAAUAAGAGGGAACGAGAGACAGAGAAGCUGGCGGCUAAUCCUUGGUGGGCGGGGCAGCCGGGCCUUCCCGGAGGAGAGAUGGGAUCCUCCGAUCCCAAGAGCCACGAGCAGGAGAUGGGGGUGAAGGAAUCCGACACCACCGGGAGCGGCGGCGGAGGCAGCGGUGCCGCCGAGGACGAGAAGGACAACGACAGCGAGCCGAGGGAGGGUGCGAUCGUCGCCAGCACCCGCCGCCCCCGUGGCCGCCCCCCGGGGUCCAAGAACAAACCCAAGCCCCCCAUCUUCGUCACCCGCGACAGCCCCAACGCCCUCCGUAGCCACGUCAUGGAGGUCGCGGGCGGCGCCGACAUCGCCGAGUCCAUCGCCCACUUCGCCCGCCGCAAGCAGCGCGGCGUCUGCGUGCUCAGCGGCUCCGGCACGGUCGCCAACGUCACGCUCCGCCAGCCCGCCUCGCCCGGCGCGGUCGUCGCCCUCCACGGCCGCUUCGAGAUCCUGUCCCUCACCGGCACCUUCCUCCCCGGCCCCUCUCCGCCCGGGACCACCGGACUGACGGUUUACCUGGCCGGUGGGCAGGGCCAGGUGGUGGGCGGCAGCGUCGUGGGGUCGCUCAUCGCCGCGGGGACGGUGAUGGUCCUAGCUUCCACGUUCGCCAACGCUACCUACGAGAGGUUGCCGCUCGAGGAAGCUGAGGAGAGCGUCGGUGGCGGCCUCCCGGUGCAGCUGCAUGGUGGGGUGGCGUCACUGAUGCCCGGGGCCGGAGGGCUGCCGGACCCCUCGGCGCUGCCCAUCUACAACUUGCCGCCGAAUCUGGCACAUAACGGCGGCGGCCAGAUGGGGCACGACGCCUUCGAAUGGGCUCAUGCGCGGGCUCCAUUCUAACAGGAGAAGCAUCACAAGAGUACGUAGCCUCUUUACGUAGAAGUCAAUGGAGCUCACACAGGUUGAGCUCUCAGUUAUUUCUGCCUACCAUGUAGUUGUAGCAGUAGCAGUAGCGGCAGUGUGUUGUCUUUGGACUCCUGACAAAUUAAACCACUAAUAAACAGUAUGAUGAUGAUGUUAUUACGAUUACAA